This is a messenger RNA of Lycium barbarum (goji berry), 771 nucleotides long. RefSeq lists its product as uncharacterized. NCBI's taxonomy places the organism in Eukaryota, Viridiplantae, Streptophyta, Magnoliopsida, Solanales, Solanaceae. The record is from RefSeq and is a predicted model, not a curated record. Bases 1 to 771 code for a protein of 256 amino acids. The transcript has a single exon.
AUGUCUGAAAAAUGUCUCUUAAUGACAUCUCUAGCAAUUCUUGCUUGUCAUCCAAGUUCUACAAUUAGAUGCUUCAAGCCAAAUCCAAGUUCAACUAAUUCUCCAAAAAGAGAAAAAAAUCCUUCAAAUCCACUUGAAAACAAAGGGAUUUCAAAAUCAAGAAAGAGGUUAAAUUUCAAAUCUUGUUCCAACAUUUGUGACUUUCCAAGAUUGAAUGUGCACAAACCGCUUAAGCUCUUAGACGAGAUUGUUGAAGGGAAUCAUUCAAAAACCAUAGUGGAAGCGAUUUUUCGCUCGGGAUGGAAGCAUGGAGUUGGAUACAAAAUUGAAAAAAUCUUGAAAGUGAAUCAUAGCGAAAAGAUUAGUGAAAAUUUUGAAGAAUGCAAGAAGAUGGUGACGAAUUCAAGAUCCACGAGAAGUUCAAGUAAAAGACAAGUAGAGAGAGUUUUCUACUAUGGUGCAACGGUUACUUGUUCGUUAGGCCUUGACAAGUCUCCAAGAAUUUGUAGCAAGAAAACAUGUGGUGUGUGCAAAAUCAUAGGCCAAUAUUAUGGAAUUCAUGAGAAAACUAAUUGGUUUGAAUCAUUUUCUACUAGUAGUUGGAGUGCACAUAGAAAAGUUGUUAAGCAAUUUGGAGAUGGAGUUUCAAAGAAGGCCAUUAUAGUUUCAAGGGUGAUUGGAAAAUUGAGAGGAGAAAACAAUGGAGAGGUUAUUAUUUUGAAUCCAAGGGCUAUAUUGCCUUGCUUUGUUAUCAUAUAUAGCUUUUCUUAA